Messenger RNA from Oikopleura dioica, 2256 nucleotides. NCBI's taxonomy places the organism in Eukaryota, Metazoa, Chordata, Appendicularia, Copelata, Oikopleuridae. The record is from the annotation of a GenBank genome assembly.
AUGUGGAAUCUACUAAAAGUGCUUUCUAUUCCACAGCGGCACGAUUUCCUGACUCAGGUGGAGAUUUACAAGAAUAUUGCUUAUACUUGUCGCGUGGAAAUUGAGGAAAAUAAACCACGACUUCUUGCGUAUGGAAGUAAUAAAAUUCUCGCGAUCAAAGUGAUUCUGGACUUUUAUAGAGACUUUAUCAUCAGAAAUUUCAAUAAAGAAAUAUCUCAUUCUUUCUACAAAAACGUUCUUGACCUCUGCAACUCAAUUUUGGUCAGAAUGAAGCGUUUCUUUUUCCAACGCGAUAAGUUUGGCUUGGAGCUGCUGGAAAAGAUCGGCAUCUUGGCGGAAUGGAUCAUCAAGGGCAAUCCAGCGACGGCGAACAAAUUUGACUUUUUCAGAAAUCUGCUCCAUCUCGUCGACAGCUGCGCCAGAAGCAAAGAAGUUUUUAACACCUCUUUCGAACCCGAAUAUUCGAAGAAACUUGGAAUGCUACUGAAGCCUGGCUGUUCCUACACUGCUCGUGCGUCUCCGGCUAGACAGCAUGAACUGGCAGAUUUGCUCGGUCAGGAGGAGUUGGAGUGCACUGCCGCGGCAUUUCAAGUCGACUGUCUCGUCCAAGAAGACAGAAAUGCCCAACCGCAGUGGUUUUCGAAAGUGAUGAAGACUCACAAGCUGAGCGUCGAACCAUUCACCAGAUUCGCGAGAAACAACGAAAAGACAGCGGAUGUGAUGAUCGCGCGAAUAGUGAAUGAAUACUCCGCCUGGGGCUUCCUUUCCAAAGAAGACCAAAUUUUGCAUUCUCAAAUUCUCGAGGAACUCUUCUCCAUCGACCCGCAACGGUUGAAAGACCGAAAGGCCGAGUCCAGAAAGUUCAACAAGGUUUACUUGACCAUAAUAGACAAUCACGUGCGACGGGUUUUGAUCACUUCGCAGGGAAACCUUUUCGACUGCGAAUCUGGAACGAUUUACCGCGAACCGCGAGUCGAAGUCUUUGAAGCCGACUUGCAAUUGCUCAAGACUGAGCCAAGGCUGGUCUUUCUGAUUCUGGAUAAAAUAGCGCCCUCUCCUGUUUCGAGCACUCUGGUAACCACUUGUCUCAGAUGUCUACUUCUGUUGGUCAAGGAAGACAAAAGAAGCGUUCCCGACAGUCCCUACCUUCUGUUUACAAUUCUGAAAAACCACGAAAUCUACUCGACAGAAGCUCGCUACUUUUGCGCCUGCAUCCUUCUCUUGAUCGCUUCGAAAAAUGAAAGUGACCACUACUACGCCAGGAAAAGAGUAGGAGAGUUCCAAGAAGCGGUCCGAUCAGACUCCUUCGUUCAAAUUUUGAUGGAGAACCUGGCCAUUGAAGAUUCAUCGGAUAUCGCUUUAAAACUCAGCGGAAAAAUCCUCACUCUUUUUGCUCUCUUCAUUUCGAACAAAAACAACGUGCGAUGCUAUCACGUGGCGCGAAAACUCAUCAAGCAUGGAAUUUUCAAGUUCGUCUCGAAAUUCGAUGGCAGGCAGCAAGAAAUUCUGUACGAUAUUCUCAAGAACAUCUGCAUGCUCGCGAUUGUUUACAACGACCAAAAUAUUAUCAUAAACGACUGUUGCGAAGCAAAGGGGUCCCGUUCUGCCGAGUUCAAAGCGGAGAAAUCUGCUUAUUCGAUAGAAGAAGAAUGGUUUUCCGAUGAUGAAGAAGAGCCUUGUGAUGCAAGCAUCUCUUCCUCUUCAAAAGCCAACGAGUUUCCAACUAUUUCGGAGCGGGACAGAAUCGAUACCUUGGUCGAAGCGAAAUGUACAGUCUUCAAAGCUGCUGCCGAUUUUGACCACGGGAUUACAGAUGGAGCCAUUUGCGACUACGCGGCCUCGUUUCUCAACGGCGAUUGUAAAGGCGAACUCUGGCUGGGCGUUUCGAACCACGGCCAUAUUCAAGGAGUCUCCGCGAAUCUCCACCAGCAGGAUCUCUUCAAAAGCCGCAUGUUCAAACUGAUGAGGAGCAUGUUCCCGCCCGUCCAGACGCAGCACUUUUCGAUCGAUUUCUUUCAAGACACGGCCAAGUGCAUCGCUCGACUGUCAUUCACGCCUGAUGGCCAUUUGUACAGUACGCCACAGAAGCGAUGCCUGGUGAGAGAGUGGAACGAAGAAAAAGGAAUCAACUUCAUGAAAGUUCUUGAUACUUCUGAGAUCGUAAGCAAAGCGCUGAAACAAGAAGAGUCGGAGUACAGAAUCGAGAUUCACCAGUUGAAGCGUUCUCUCGAAGCGAUUAAACAAGCUAAGGACUAA